AUGAAAUCUGUUCCAUACGUAUGUUAUGGUAAUUGUUUGUACAUUGAGUCUAAAAUAGCUAAUGUCACAGGCAUUUCAGGAGUUAAUAGUAAAGGUUCAGUAGAAUAUAAAUCCUUCUGUUAUGAAGUAAAUUCAAUGUUCAUUCCAAACGUUCCUGUCAUAGCAACUCAUUUAGGUAAAUGGGUUCGCAUUAGUCCUCAUAAUUUGAAAGACAUGCAAUUCAGACUUGUUGACUUUCAAGGAGAGCCUGUAGAACUGAAGGCACCAGUGCGAAUGACUGUUGAAGUUGACUUUUUAGAAAAUAUUAAAUGCAACAGCUUACAAGAGAACUCAGAGCUAAAAAUAUAA
This is a messenger RNA of Trichomonas vaginalis G3, 348 nucleotides long. RefSeq lists its product as uncharacterized. The record is from RefSeq and is a predicted model, not a curated record. The transcript has a single exon. NCBI's taxonomy places the organism in Eukaryota, Parabasalia, Trichomonadida, Trichomonadidae. Bases 1 to 348 code for a protein of 115 amino acids.